AUGGUGGUCAUCAGCUCGGCCGUGGCAGCCACGACGGGGGGCGAGUUUCUGUCUGAUCCAGGUUGGGUCCCCGUGGGUGUGCGCCUCGCCCGAGCAGAGCGAUGUGGUGCCGGGCAGCCCUUAGUGCCUGUGACAGCUGCAGCCCCCACGCCGGCUGUUUCCAUUGACCCUAAAGAUUACACUUUUUCCGGACUUAAAAGUGAAACUGUGGGUCGUCUGCCUGGAAAAGUGGCGGGGCAACAAUUUGUCAUUCAGGACUGUGAGAACUGUAGUAUCUACAUAUUUGACCAUUCUGCUACAAUCACUAUCGAUGACUGUGUAAACUGCCAAAUCUUUUUAGGACCAAUAAAAGGCAGCGUGUUUUUCCGUGACUGCAAAGAUUGUAAGUGCAUAGUGGCCUGCCAACAGUUUCGCACUCGGGACUGCAGGAAGCUGGAGGUGUUCUUGUGCUGUGCCACCCAGCCCAUUAUCGAGUCUUCCACGGGUAUGAAAUUCGGAUGUUUCCAGUACUAUUACCCUGAGCUUGCUUUACAAUUUAAAGAUGCUGGACUGAGUAUCUUCAAUAACACAUGGAGCAACAUCCAUGACUUUACCCCUGUGUCAGGAGAAAAUAAUUGGGGGCUUUUGCCUGAGAACGCUGUAGUUCAAGAUUAUGUUCCUCUGCCCGGCUCUGAAGAGCUGAAAGCUGUCAGAAUUUCUACUGAUGCUGCAAGGAGCAUAAUACCAGUAACUCGAGGGCAGAGACAGAAAAGCAGCGAUGAAUCAUGUUUGGCCAUGUUUUUUGCUGGUGACUACACAACUGCAAACGCCAGGAAGUUAAUUGAUGAGAUGACUGGCAAAGGCUUUCAGCUGGUACAGACUAAAGAAGUCUCAAUGAAGGCAGAGGAUGCUCACAGAGUUUUCCAGCAGUGUGCAUCAGAAUUCAUUCCACUGCUUGAAAAAGGUCCAGUGGUUGCUUUGGAGUUCAACGGAGAUGGUGCUGUGGAAGGAUGUCGAAGCACUAUAAAUGAAGUUUUUAGUGGGACCAAGGUUUUUGUAUCGGAGAGCAAGGCAUCAGCGUCUCAAGAUGUAGACAAUUUCUUCAACUUUGCUGACAUGCAGAUGGGAAUGUGAAGUCUAACGUGAAAGUGUUCACGUACGGUUUGUCUCAGCACUUGGAUGUCACUUGGCAUGAAUGUUGCUGUAGUAUGUGGGAAGUUUUGUCAUUUGGUUUUGUAUUUUUCAUAUAUCCCUUUUAUAAAGCUAUUGGUGGUUUUAAUACCAUAUUACCUGAACUGGAGUAAGUGGGAUAGCUCCCCAUGUGCUUUGUGUUUGAAACUUACUUUUUGACUCUAGAAACAAUGGAGGUUUUCUAGUAACUUUUUACAGCGAUUUCUAAACUUCUUUUGACACUUGAAUGUUUCUUGUCAACAUCUAAUGGUAAGACAUAUUCGAAAAGUGCAAUGCUGAUCCAAAUGUGAUGCAGUAGUAAUUGU
Mesitornis unicolor (brown roatelo) is the source of this 1475-nucleotide messenger RNA. RefSeq names its product retinitis pigmentosa 2 (X-linked recessive) (gene RP2). NCBI's taxonomy places the organism in Eukaryota, Metazoa, Chordata, Aves, Mesitornithiformes, Mesitornithidae. The record is from RefSeq and is a predicted model, not a curated record. Gene Ontology annotation, biological process: post-Golgi vesicle-mediated transport. The transcript has 5 exons. Bases 1 to 1113 code for a protein of 370 amino acids. Gene Ontology annotation, molecular function: GTPase activator activity. Gene Ontology annotation, cellular component: cilium; periciliary membrane compartment.